AUGAGUCAUAUUUAAAUGAAUUAAAAUGAAUCUAAUUAAAAGAAAAAUAUGAAAAUAUCAAUUAUGAUAUGCGGCAACUAAGCAGUAGGAAAAACUUCAAUAAUUGGAUAUUAUAUCAAUGGUUCCUUUAAAAAUAAGUAUAAUGUUACCCCAUAGUGUGAAUAUAGCAUAAAAAAUGAAACCAUUGAUUAAGAAAAUGUUAAUGUUUAAAUGAUAGAUGCACCUGGAAUGCUAAAUGUAAUUGAUAUAACAAGACAACAAAUUAGGUCAGCUGAUGGAUAUAUAUUUGUUUAUGAUAUUUAUGAUCACGAAUCAUUUAAGAAUAUUGAUAUAUGGGUAUAAUAGAUCUAAUAACAUAAGAGUGAGUUCGAAAAGUGUAAGUGCUUGCUAAUUGGAAAUAAGGUAGAUACAAGGAAAAAUCCUUCUGAAGGUAUUAGCUAUGAAAAAGGUUAGGAGAAAGCAAAAAACUUUAAUAUGAAUUUCUUUGAAACAUCAGCUAAAGAAGGAACAAGUAUAGUAAGUGCUAUUAGAGGUUUAGCAAUUAAUAUUUAUCACUAAAAAAAGGAUUGUAUUUUAAAGUAAUAGAAUAUCUUACAGGAGUAAUAAAAAAUAUCAGGGAGCUCAAAUGAUUUAAAUAUUGAUGAAAAAUUCUUACUCAAUAAUAGUAGAAAUCGAUAGCCUAAAAAAAAUUGUUGGUAGAAAUUUAAAUCUUGUUUUUGA
Messenger RNA from Tetrahymena thermophila SB210, 720 nucleotides. RefSeq names its product small guanosine triphosphatase family Ras family protein. The record is from RefSeq and is a predicted model, not a curated record. Gene Ontology annotation, molecular function: GTP binding; GTPase activity. The transcript has a single exon. NCBI's taxonomy places the organism in Eukaryota, Ciliophora, Oligohymenophorea, Hymenostomatida, Tetrahymenidae.